GUCGGGCACACUGCUGUUCGUCUUCAUGCAAGGAACUGAGGCCUAAGCUGAAGCACUGAGGUUACCAGCUCCGCGCAAAGCCAGCGUCAGCACGGGUGUGCGGGAGGGCGCGUGCGCAGUGCCGGGAGGGGACCUGAGCACUAGCUUGGAGAUAGUCAGGAAGGGAUGUCAGGGGCUCAGAAGGCCAGAUUAGUUGGAGUUGUGGUUGAGAAGCGUUCUGCUAUGACUAAGUCUGACAAGAUGCCCAUCUUGGUAGAUGACAUCAUGAAGCUUCUGUGCUCCAUUUCCCAGGAGAGGAAAAUGAAGGCAGCUGUCAAGCACUCUGGGAGGGGUGCCUUGGUUGCGGGGACAGUGGCCUUUGUCGGUGGUUUGGUUGGUGGCCCACCAGGAAUUGCUGUUGGGGGGACUGUUGGGGGCCUGUUAGGUGCCUGGAUGACGAGUGGACAGUUUAAGCCGGUUCCUCAGAUCUUAAUGGAGCUGCCCCCUGCCGAACAGCAGAAACUUGUUAACGAAGCCACGGCCAUCAUCAGGAACUUGGACUGGACAGAUGCUGUACAGCUCACUGCUCUGGUCAUGAGCAACCAGGCCAUGCAGCAGAAGCUCUUGGCCAUGCUCACCACCUAUGUCACCAAGGAGCUGCAGGCCGAGAUCCGCUAUGAUGACUAGGCUGCUCCCCCUGGGGGAUGGGCUUUCACUUGGAUGAUUCUAUGGCUCCUAGAAGGUGACCAGGGAAUGGAGGAUGCCUGGCAGGUACCUCUGCACAUCAUUAGCAUUGACUGUAUGCUGGAGUACAAGUACAUCCUGUUGGACUGUCCCCUGCUGAAGAGGCUUUGGCCAUGUGACAUGGGCUGUAUGUGUUAUGGAAAGGUACAGGCUGUUGGCAUCCACAAACAGCUUGGGAGUCCUCUUGAUCCUGUAGGUCUAAAAGAAGUUCUCUUAUAUUUUUGGUUGUGAGCCUUUAACGGCUGAGCCAUCUCUCCAGCCCAAGAAGUUCUCUUGUUGGCUGGCCAACUGUGCUGGAUGAUCUUCUUCCUGUGAAGGUACCUCUAAGUAUCUGUCACAGGAUUGGACCCCCUUAGGCUCUAGGGUCUUGGGGUUUAGAGCCAGCUCUUGCCAGGAUUGUGCUUACCUGCUGAGUGUUCCCCUUCUUCACCCAGGGACUUCCCAGUGGUCUCACGAUGACAGUGGUUCCUACUUUGAGUGAAGCCACAGAUACCAGGCAGUCUCCAUACUCCACCCUCCACCAUUGUUUAUGCCCAGGGUCUCUUGAGUAACUCUGGUUAAGCUUCUAGAGUCUUUUGUCUUCUUAUGUAAAAUCAUGGCACUUAUUUAUCUUUUACUUUUAUUGCCAAUUCUGGACCCUUUUUAUUCUCUACACUUUUUUUUUUUUUUUUUUGGUUUUUUGAGACAGGGUUUCUCUGUGUAGUUUUGCGCCUUUCCUGGAACUUGCUCUGUAGACCAGGCUGGCCUCGAACUCACAGAAAUCCGCCUGCCUCUGCCUCCCGAGUGCUGGGAUUAAAGGCGUGCGCCACCACCGCCUGGCAACUUUUGUAGUCUAAGUUAAUUAAACUCCAUUUCUUACUAUGUUACCUGGGCUGGCCUUAGACUCUUGGGCUCAAGUAAUCUUGCCACAUAGCUGGGACUGUAGGCUUGUGCCAUCAUACCCAGCUUUACCUCAAAGACUGUUCUGCACGCCACUUUAUCUAAGUUAGUUCUUCCAUGCUCUCUAUCCCAGCUCAGUUUCCUCUGGGCACUGGCUGCAGUCUACAAUUUACUUGUAUGAAAAGACAAAAUUAACAAUGAAUCCAGUUCAAAGAUCCUGACUGAGCUAGGUGCUGUGAUGCACACACUCACAGUCCCAGAGAAGUGAAAGGCCAAAGCGAGAGUGUCAUUGAGCUCAGGAAUUCAAGACCAACCUGGAUAACAUAGAGGAGGCCAGGAGAUAGAAGGUGGGGACAUCCCUCACCACCUUACUUGGCUUUCAUUUGCAGUCACAGAAUGGAGAUGCAGUGAAUGUUCUGAUGUGCUAGAGAGAGGAGGCUGACAGAGGAGGCCAAGGGAAAGCAGAAACAAAAGCAUUAAGGUUAAUUAACCCACGGGUAGGCAAGCACCUUAUCGCCCUGGAUGAAACUGUCUGUUUAGGGAUUUGACUAGCCUUUCCUAGAUUUCCCCAAGUGACAAAGGCUCAAACCUGACAAGUAGCUGGUUUGGUAUUUUUUUUUUCUUGUGGUGCUGUGGAUGGAACCCAGGAUCUUGCAUAAGCUUGGUAAAUACCACCAGUGAGCCCUGCUCCCAGCUCUCCUGUGGUAGAGCCAAGGCAAGUGCUGUCUGUACUGCUAAGCCUGGUCCCAGCCCUUGAGGGGCUCAAUUUUGGUUUGGCUUGGCCAAUUGGUCCUAGUGCUGGAGCUCAACCAAUGAUACCAUAUACAUUUUAUUAAACAUUUGAUACUUCUUUUUAUCCCCUAUUGGAGAUGUACACUCAGGGAGGGAAGGAGCUGUAUGUCUUUUUUUUUUUUUUUUUUUUUUUUUUUUUUUUUUUUUGGUUUUUCGAGACAGGGUUUCUCUGUGUAGCUUUGCACCUUUCCUGGAACUCACUCUGUAGCCAAGGCUGGUCUCGAACUCACAGAGAUCCACCUGGCUCUGCCUUGUGAGUGCUGGGAAUAAAGGCGUGCGCCAUCACCGCCUGGCUGAGCUGUAUGUCUUGAUCACCCCUCCAAUCUCCAGCUUGUUUCUGCUUGGGACCAUGGCUUUUAUGGGGUGGACCCUCAAUAAAUAUUUAUUUUUUAAAGCUA
Peromyscus californicus insignis is the source of this 2792-nucleotide messenger RNA. It is a transcript of the gene CUNH19orf12, whose product is annotated as chromosome unknown C19orf12 homolog. Lineage: Eukaryota; Metazoa; Chordata; Mammalia; Rodentia; Cricetidae. The transcript is spliced from 3 exons. The record is from RefSeq and is a predicted model, not a curated record. Bases 166 to 666 code for a protein of 166 amino acids.